AUGCUCUCCACUCUGAGAGUCGCCAGCCGUUCGGCUGCUGCCCGCGAGGCUAACUUGCGCAUGGUUAUUGGUGCUCGACAGGCCUCGGCUUGGUCCAAGGUGCCUCAAGGUCCUCCUGAUGCUAUUCUGGGUAUCACCGAGGCCUUCAAGGCCGACUCCUUCAAGGAGAAGAUCAACCUUGGUGUCGGUGCCUACCGUGACGACAAGGGCAAGCCUUACGUUCUGCCCUCUGUCCGCGCCGCUGAGGACAAGGUCGUUGCGUCGCGCAGCGACAAGGAAUAUGCUGGUAUCACCGGUAUUCCCGCCUUCACAAACGCCGCCGCCGAGUUGGCCUACGGUUCCGACUCCGCUGCCCUCAAGGAGGACCGUCUGGUCAUCACCCAGACCAUCUCCGGUACCGGUGCCCUGCGCAUUGGUGGUGCUUUCCUCCAGCGCUUCUACCCUCACGCCAAGAAGGUUUACCUGCCCAACCCCAGCUGGGCCAACCACGGUGCCGUCUUCAAGGACUCUGGCCUUGAGGUCGAGAAGUACCGUUACUACAACAAGGACACCAUUGGUCUGGACUUCGAGGGUCUGAUCGAGGAUAUCAAGACUGCUCCUGAGGGCAGCAUCAUCCUCCUGCACGCCUGUGCUCACAACCCUACCGGUGUUGACCCUACCCAGGAGCAGUGGCGCAAGAUCAGCGAUGUCAUGAAGGAGAAGGGUCACUUCGCUUUCUUCGAUAUGGCUUACCAGGGCUUUGCCAGCGGUAACGCUGACACUGACGCUUUCGCUCCUCGUCACUUCGUCAAGGAGGGUCACAACAUUGCUCUGUGCCAGAGUUUCGCCAAGAACAUGGGUCUCUACGGUGAGCGUGUCGGUGCUUUCUCCCUGGUCUGCGAGUCCACCGAGGAGAAGAAAUUCUCAUCCGUCCCUUCUACUCCAACCCCCCCUAUCCACGGUGCCCGCGUUGCCUCUACUAUUAUGAACGACCCCGUUCUGAACGAGCAAUGGCUCGGUGAGGUUAAGGGUAUGGCCGACCGCAUCAUUGAGAUGCGUGCUCUUCUCCGCAAGAACCUCGAGCAGCUCGGCAGCAAGCACGACUGGUCUCACAUUACCAGCCAGAUCGGUAUGUUCGCCUACACUGGUCUGAAGCCCGAGCAGAUGGAUGUCCUUGCCCAAGAGCACUCCGUCUACGCUACCAAGGACGGACGUAUCUCCGUUGCUGGUAUCACUACCGGCAACGUCCAGCGUCUCGCUGAGUCCAUCUUCAAGGUUACUGGUUAA
This is a messenger RNA of Penicillium malachiteum, 1266 nucleotides long. RefSeq names its product aspartate aminotransferase. Gene Ontology annotation, cellular component: mitochondrion. The coding region runs from base 1 to 1266 and encodes 421 amino acids. The record is from RefSeq and is a predicted model, not a curated record. The transcript is spliced from 6 exons. Gene Ontology annotation, molecular function: L-aspartate:2-oxoglutarate transaminase activity; pyridoxal phosphate binding. Gene Ontology annotation, biological process: biosynthetic process; L-aspartate catabolic process. NCBI's taxonomy places the organism in Eukaryota, Fungi, Ascomycota, Eurotiomycetes, Eurotiales, Aspergillaceae.